This is a messenger RNA of Hypoxylon trugodes, 1185 nucleotides long. RefSeq lists its product as uncharacterized. The transcript has a single exon. The record is from RefSeq and is a predicted model, not a curated record. The coding region runs from base 198 to 1040 and encodes 280 amino acids. NCBI's taxonomy places the organism in Eukaryota, Fungi, Ascomycota, Sordariomycetes, Xylariales, Hypoxylaceae.
UUGCGCAUAUUUCUAGCUUGACUGAGAAGAGGCACAUUUGCACGCUUAAUAAGGAUUUUACAAAAAUCAUUCGAGCCCCUUGGGAUGACAGCAACACCAUCACCAACAAGGGGAAAAUUCGUCGACUUGGAGUUGAUUUGCCUGCUUACUUAUUAGCACGUGUUAUAUGGUUCAUACUGUGGACUGACGUGACAAUUAUGGCCAACUAUCACGUAUACGUCAAGAAUUAUCACUGGUCCCACCAAAAUACCAUUGUUCAGUCUCCAGUUCUCGAUUUGGGCGCUCCCGUCUCUUCAUUAAUUGUUCGACCGCUGGAAGGCACCAACAAAAAUGAGCCUCGGAUAAUCUGUAACGUUACUGAUUUAAAAGACGAUAUUCAAGAAAAUGAGUAUCAAACCGAGGCACACGGUUUAUUUGUUUCGACAGGUUCACAAAGACAAGACUUCUUCCCAAUCUGGGUACCUAUCCAUAAUUACAAAUGCAGAGAUGGCGAGAUUUACGGUGUCAAUCUGAUAGCGUCCGAAGCCUGCAAGGCUUCUAUAGCAGAUGUAUGCUGGGUUCCUGGCUAUGAAGCACCCAGUGGCGAUCUGUAUACGGUAAUAGGCGCCCCACGGAUGACAAUCAGAGAGACUCGCGUUCUAGUCCUCGCUCAGCAAUUCGGGUCUCCACGGAAGGCCAAACUUGCUCUCUUCGACCCUUCUCUACUCGCAGGCUUCGAGGAAAUUGACGAUGCUCGAAAGAAAAAGGUGUUUGAAAUACAGCUAAGAGCUCUUCGAGUUGGGCGUCAUUCAACUUCAAGCCCUCUUCUAAACACAUAUCGCCUCUAUAUGUCUUCAUAUAGAAAUGAGAAUGGGAGACGUCCCCUGGAAGAAGUACUACGCGAUGAAUUUGAGCCUUAUCGACCUUCCGAUUCUGAUGGUUCGAGAAGAACAAAGUUGGACAACUCUAGAGAUGAUGAUUCACUAUAUGCUAGACCUUCGUAUGUUUCUCUAGCGAAAGUUCCGAAUGUAAGUAGUCCAUGCUACAUACAAUUGCGUUAGAAUGGGAGAUGGAGGUCUUACUGAACGCCAACGUCCCUUGCAGCAUCUAUGCGACUGCGAUUGUAAAUAUGUAGAACUUCUACCUACGUAUUUCAACCCACGCUCGAGCCACACACACGGUACGGACGAUAAAUGUUCUCUCGGU